Messenger RNA from Harmonia axyridis, 1765 nucleotides. It is a transcript of the gene Rbbp5, whose product is annotated as retinoblastoma-binding protein 5 homolog. Bases 225 to 1658 code for a protein of 477 amino acids. Gene Ontology annotation, cellular component: Set1C/COMPASS complex. Gene Ontology annotation, molecular function: protein binding. The transcript is spliced from 11 exons. The record is from RefSeq and is a predicted model, not a curated record. NCBI's taxonomy places the organism in Eukaryota, Metazoa, Arthropoda, Insecta, Coleoptera, Coccinellidae.
UUGAAAACAGCAACAAUCUAUGUUGACAAAAUAAUUCAAAUCUAACUAUCACUAGCAUAAAAUUCUUAUUUUGUUAUCCUUUCCAAUAGAAAUUGUUUUAUGAUAGUGAAAAUAAUAACAAACUUUAUGACAAUAACCCUAAAAUAUCAAUCCUUUUAUAAUUGAAUAAUUUCCAAUUUGAAGCUUUACUUUUUUGUACAAAAUAGUAUCUAAAUUUGAGAAGUAUGAACUUGGAACUUUUAGAAUCUUUUGGUCAAAACUACCCGGAGGAAUUCGAUGGAACACUUGAUUCUUUAUCAAUUGCAGUUACCUGUGCUUUCAACAAAAGGGGAACUCUUUUAGCAGUAGGAUGUAAUGAUGGUAGAAUAGUUAUCUGGGAUUUCUUAACUCGAGGAAUCGCUAAAAUAAUAUCCGCCCAUGUUCAUCCUGUGUGCAGUAUAAGUUGGUCUAGAAAUGGACAUAAAAUUGCUUCUGCAUCAACUGAUGAUACAGUAUGUAUUUGGGAUGUACUUACUGGGGAAUGUGAGCAGAAAUAUCGAUUUCCAUGUCCAGUUCUCAAAGUACAGUUUGAGCCAAGAAAUAUGGAACGAUUACUUGUAUGUCCUAUGAGACAUGCAGCGGUUCUAGUAGAUAUAAACGGAGGGCAUCAAGUGAUUCCCAUUGAUGACGAUGGAGACCUUAAUAUAUCUGCUUCAUUUGAUAGAAGAGGAAAUUAUGUUUACACAGGAAAUUCAAAAGGGAAAAUCUUAGUGUUGGAUUCAAAAUCACUGGAAGUUAAAGCUAGUUUUAGAAUAGUUUUAGGAACGUCUAGCGCAGCAGCAGUAAGAAGUAUAGAAUUUGCUCGAAGAGGAGAUUGUUUCCUCAUCAACACUGCUGAUAGAGUUAUUAGGGUAUAUGACAGCAAAGAAGUUUUGGCCUGUGGAAAAGAUGGUGAACCAGAACCUAUUCAGAAACUACAAGAUUUAGUGAAUAAAACAAUGUGGAAGAAAUGCUGUUUUUCUGGUGAUGGAGAAUAUAUUUGCGCUGGAUCAGCAAGGCAACAUGCUCUUUAUAUUUGGGAAAAAUCUAUUGGAAAUUUAGUGAAAAUUUUACAUGGUACUAAAGGAGAGUUGCUUUUAGAUGUGGCGUGGCAUCCUGUCAGACCAAUUAUCGUCAGUAUUUCAUCAGGUGUUGUCAGCAUAUGGGCACAAAACCAAGUUGAAAAUUGGUCAGCAUUUGCUCCUGAUUUCAAAGAACUAGAUGAAAAUGUAGAAUAUGAUGAAAGGGAGAGUGAAUUUGAUUUGAAUGAUGAAGAUAAGUCUGUUGCAAGUGGUGGAGAUUAUAAAGAAGAUACAGAUUUAGAAGUGGAUGUUUGUGCCAUCGAACCUGUAGCAGCCUUCUGUAGCUCAGAUGAAGAAAAUGAAAAUUCGGAUUGUCUUCAAUUUUUGCCAAUUGCUCCAGAGAUUGAGGAUCCUGAAGAUGUUUGGACCCCAAGUGAGCCGAAUUUGACUCCUCUGAAUCCUGUAUCAGGACCUCCAGCGAAAAAGAAAAAGUAUAAAUCAUAUGAUAUUGCAUUAGAAAAUACCAGCAGUGGAGAAGUGCACCCAUUAUUGAACAGUAAAACAAAGGAUAAACAAAUGUUAGGAGGAAAAAAAGCUGUUGGAAGAGCUCGAAAAUGAAAUCUUUUCCUCUUGAAUUCAACUGAAAAGGAAUAUUCUGUAAUAUUUUUGCUUACAAUUACCUUGAAUGAAGAAUAAUUCCUGAAUAAAUAUGUUUUGUUUAAAAA